GCCACAGCUAAGUCCACUAGCAUCUUUAUUGCUCUGCAGUACAGUGUUACCUAUCCUGCUGAAGACAAUAGUGAGCAAUUUCAUUUUGACUAUGAUCCAAAAGCAAUCUUCUUCUACAUGCUUGUAGCUGUUAAUCUGCAUGCUGUAAUCCAGAAGUAUGUAUUAGAUAAAAUUAAUAGGUGUCUGCAUUUGCCAGAAAUGAAGCACAGCAAAUUCCAUGAAUCAGGACAGCUAGCAUUUUUCUACUUGUUUUCAUUUAUAUGAGGAGCAAGUAUUUUGAAUGCAAUAAAAUUUGUGAUGAAGCCAGCCUUACUCUGGGAAGAUUAUCCCCAUUUUCAUAAUGCUGUAUUUGCUGUUUGGGCUUUGCUUUUCAUAAUGGUGCGUCUUUUGACCCUAACUUUAUCUGUUUUCACUUUUAAAUUUGGCCUGGCAAGAGUAGAGAAUUCAGGAUUUUCCAUAGCAGAAGGAAACUUCGAUGUACUCCCUAGGAAGAACAACCUGCAGCAAAAGAUUACCUGGGAUGAAGGAAGAGGAAUUGUUAAACAGCAGACCUCACACUUUCUGUACAAGCAGCAGGACCUCACUCCUCUUAAG
Apaloderma vittatum (bar-tailed trogon) is the source of this 594-nucleotide messenger RNA. Its product is annotated as translocating chain-associated membrane protein 1-like. The record is from RefSeq and is a predicted model, not a curated record. Gene Ontology annotation, biological process: SRP-dependent cotranslational protein targeting to membrane, translocation; protein insertion into ER membrane. Gene Ontology annotation, cellular component: endoplasmic reticulum membrane. NCBI's taxonomy places the organism in Eukaryota, Metazoa, Chordata, Aves, Trogoniformes, Trogonidae.